UAUAAUGGAUUGCGAAAUGAAAGAAAAACUUAUUGAAGUAGUGCGCAAAUACGAAUGUAUUUAUAAUCAAAAACACAAAGAUUAUAAAAAUUCGACGUAUAAAAACUUGUUAUGGGAACAGAUCGGUGUCGCAAUUGGAAUAGAAGGUACCAAAGCCAAGGAAGCCUGGAGAACGUUGAGAGACGGAUAUAUUAGGCACAAAAAACAAGUGAAAGGACAAACGGGUUCGAGUAGGAAAUAUUCUAAUUAUACAUGGAGUUCCCACCUGACAUUUCUUGAUGGAACGCUCGAGCUACGACCUACUGGCUCUAAUGUUAGACCUACGCAGGCAUACUCAGAUCCGCCACAGUCUUCAUUGGCCGGACGAUCCCAAUCACCGUCACCACCUCCACAACGAUCACCAUCUUCACCACCACCUCCAACGCAACCACAAACACCAGUUGCACCACAAUCUCGGCCAUCUUCGCAAACACAACAACAACCAAGUACAUUGCCGUCGUCAACGCCACGUACAACAAAAAAAAGGAAUGACAGCGACAUGGGACUAGACACCACUGACAGAGUUCUUGACUAUCUCAGAAAUAAAAAAAAGAGGGAGUGGGAUAGUGUUGACCAUUUGUUUAUGAGCUAUGCUAAAACUUUUAAGAAACUAUCACUUAGAAAACAAGGCAAAAUAAAAGUUGAGUUGGCGAAAAUGUUCGCUGAGGCUGAAUUGGAUGAUCUAGAAAAUAAUGCAACAACUAACCCCGACCUAAACAUUGAACCCUCCUCACCGGUAAUAAUACUGUCUCCGGCGUAUUCCAUAAUAUCUGACGAUUCAGGUGACCUAAGCCAGUCUUUAUUGUUCAAUAACUCUCAGGAAGAAGUACCCACUCCCACUGCCGAUGAUGACACACAGGUCCUUGAUCUAUCAAAUUUACAAUGA
This is a messenger RNA of Cydia fagiglandana, 925 nucleotides long. Its product is annotated as transcription factor Adf-1-like. Gene Ontology annotation, cellular component: transcription regulator complex; nucleus. Gene Ontology annotation, biological process: regulation of transcription by RNA polymerase II. Lineage: Eukaryota; Metazoa; Arthropoda; Insecta; Lepidoptera; Tortricidae. The transcript is spliced from 2 exons. The record is from RefSeq and is a predicted model, not a curated record. Bases 5 to 925 code for a protein of 306 amino acids.